GUGGUUUAUGACCCGAUUUUCUCGUUGCGAGCGGGGCCUACACAGUAUACGGGGCCGGAGAGGUUGAGACCACCCCCUUGUCAGGUGACUGAUAUACCUGGUUGCGAUGCGGUUGUAAUAUCACACAACCAUUAUGACCACUUGGACUUGUCAACUAUUGAGGCGAUCUUCAAAAAGUUCCCAAAAGCGAGGUAUUUCGUUCCUCAGGGAAACAAGAACUGGGUCUCUACUCUUGGUAUACCCAGAGAUAGGAUACACGAACUUGAUUGGUGGGAGAAACGGGAAUACAGCGUGCAGGACUUUGGACAUACAACAUCGGAGACUGCAAGUGAAGAUGUGCUAUUACGCUUCACCUCUGUUCCGGCCCAGCACAAUUCUGGACGAGCUGCCCUAGACCAGGGGACUACUCUCUGGUGUGGCUGGGUCAUCGAACAACUUCUUGUCUCGAAGGACGAAGCCGAGACGUCGAAAAUGAGAAGAAACGGCGUGAUAUAUCAUGCUGGGGACACGGGAUAUCGGAGAACAGCAAAGUCUGAAGCUGUCUGCCCCAUUUUCAAAGACAUCGGCGAGAAAUUCGGACCAUUUGACCUGUCCUUUGUGCCGAUAUGGAGAGGCGGAACUCUCGGUUUCAUCUCACAUCUUGGGCUAAGGCUAUCCCACAACGACAUUCCUUCUGCGUUGCACGCAUCGCCGGUUGAUGCGAUUGAUAUACACAACGAUGUAUUGUCCAAGAAUACCGUCGCCAUACAUUUCGGAACUUUCGUUGGGUCGGAAAAUGAAUCGUUAGAGGCGGUUAUGGAGUUUGAGGAA
This is a messenger RNA of Hyaloscypha bicolor E, 810 nucleotides long. Its product is annotated as Metallo-hydrolase/oxidoreductase. The transcript has 2 exons. The annotation marks the transcript as partial. Gene Ontology annotation, cellular component: membrane-bounded organelle; cytoplasm. The record is from RefSeq and is a predicted model, not a curated record. Gene Ontology annotation, biological process: N-acylethanolamine metabolic process; N-acylphosphatidylethanolamine metabolic process. Gene Ontology annotation, molecular function: zinc ion binding; N-acylphosphatidylethanolamine-specific phospholipase D activity. NCBI's taxonomy places the organism in Eukaryota, Fungi, Ascomycota, Leotiomycetes, Helotiales, Hyaloscyphaceae.